AUGGCCGUAUAUUUGGUCUCCGUGUUCGUCCUACUGACCCAGUGUCAGGCGGUUCCCUUUGACUACCUAUCUCCUACCAAUAGCUCCCUUACAGAGGGUCUUCAGAUGGAAGUGGGGGAAAACAAUAACACAAGUGAACAAUUCUUAUUCUCUACUCAGCCUCCAGGUACAACUCGUCGAACACCACAGACUAUCAUUAUUGGAGUACGGAAAGGUGGGACCAGAGCUUUGCUAGAGAUGUUGGACAUUCACCCCAACAUUGCAGUGGCUGCAACUGAAGUACAUUUCUUCGACUGGGAUGAGAAUUACAUCAAAGGGAUUGAGUGGUACAGGAGUCUUAUGCCAUACUCAUUUGAAAAUCAAAUUACUAUUGAGAAAACGCCAGGCUAUUUCACAUCUCUGCAGGCACCGGAAAGGAUUCAUAGCAUGAACAGCUCAAUUAAAUUGCUUCUCAUUUUGAGAGAUCCAACCGAGAGGGUCAUAUCGGAUUAUACCCAAGUAUACUACAACAGGCUUGAGAAUCACAAGCCUGUACAACCCUUUGAGGGCAUGGUGAUUAAAAAUGGUGCACUUAAUACCAAAUAUAAGGCAAUCCAAAGGAGCUUGUAUGACGUACAUAUGGAGAGAUGGCUGAAAUACUUUAAUUUGAAUCAGAUUCAUAUAGUGGAUGGUAAUACUUUAAUAAAAAAGCCUCUGACCGAACUGCAGAAGGUAGAAACGUUCCUCAACCUCCCUCCUAGAAUUGUGUCUUCAAAUUUCUACUUUAACCAAACCAAGGGAUUCUACUGCAUUCGAAGUGAUGGGAGAGAGAGGUGUUUACAUGAGUCCAAAGGGCGCCCCCACCCAGUAGUAAAUGAAACUGUCCUGGAGCAACUUUACAAUCACUUCAGAGAACACAAUCACCGGUUCUACCAAAUGGUUAAUCAGUCUUUUGACUGGCACUAA
This is a messenger RNA of Bufo gargarizans (Asiatic toad), 945 nucleotides long. Its product is annotated as heparan sulfate glucosamine 3-O-sulfotransferase 1-like. The transcript has a single exon. The coding region runs from base 1 to 945 and encodes 314 amino acids. NCBI's taxonomy places the organism in Eukaryota, Metazoa, Chordata, Amphibia, Anura, Bufonidae. Gene Ontology annotation, molecular function: [heparan sulfate]-glucosamine 3-sulfotransferase activity. The record is from RefSeq and is a predicted model, not a curated record.